Messenger RNA from Ustilago hordei, 1023 nucleotides. RefSeq lists its product as uncharacterized. Lineage: Eukaryota; Fungi; Basidiomycota; Ustilaginomycetes; Ustilaginales; Ustilaginaceae. The coding region runs from base 1 to 1023 and encodes 340 amino acids. The record is from RefSeq and is a predicted model, not a curated record. The transcript has a single exon.
AUGACCCCAGAUGCAUUCCAAGCUCUCACUUACAGACUCAGCACAACCAAUGCCUUCAGAUCAAUAUCAAGCUUUCGGCAUGUUCAGCAGCAAGUGGCAGUUGGUCUAUAUCAGCUUGGACAGUCAGGAAAUGGUGGUGGAGUUUGUGAUGUUGCAUUUGCCUGCAGUUGCAGUUGGGGCUCAGUUCAUGUGUGGACAGAUAGGACUAUUGCAGGCCUAUACAAGCUGAACAGUGAGGUAGUAACCUUUGCAACUGAAGACGAGCAUGCUAAGGCAAAAGCAUGGGUUGCUGAUAAGAGUGGAGUUGAGGAAUGGUCUAGAGGAUGGUUGGUGGUAGAUGGUACACACAUCAAUCUUGCUUGGAAGCCAGUACUCAAUGCUCACAAGCAUUACUCAUACAAGGGUGAUUAUACAUUCAACAUUGCCCUUGUCUUCCUCCCUCAUUCCUUGUGCAUUGUCAAGUCGGUGGUUGGACAUCCUGGGUCAUCACAUGAUGCACAAGUCUGGGCUUCAGGCAGUGGUAUUGUUGCGAAGCCUCGUUUGCAUCUUGAUGAAGGCGAGUUUGUCUGGGUUGAUGCUGGUUAUGGCUACUCCAGCUACACAGUUGGACUGUACAGCAACACUGCAGCUGCAAAGAGCAGAGAUCUCCACUACUUCAACUAUUCACUCUCCCACAUUCGUGUCAAGGCUGAACAUGGCAUUGCCUACCUCAAGAACUGCUUCCAAUGUCUCAUGGGAUUUCGAGGCAACCUGUAUCAAGAAGAGGACCAUGAGAAAGCUGCACAUACAGUCCAGGCUUGUAUCAUUGCACAUACAUUUGCAAGCUGUUAUGAUCGACCAGAUGAGGUGGCAGAAUACCUUAAGGCAUCAGAAACUCUAUCUGAAGCUGAGGUGCUGGAGACCAUGUCAGGGAUGGAAGCAUAUCAGCAGGCUACCAAAGAUGCAAGGAUACAACGAAGGGAAAACCAGCAGCAAUACAAACAGGAACAGGCUGCUGCCAUGGAGGGCAUGUCUCAGAACUGA